AUGAAGAUUACUUGCGUCAUCGCGCUAGCCGCAGCGGUUGUUGCUUCGAUCACUGGGCCUGCAGAUGCAUCGUGGGGCUUGACGAUGCAAGAGAAGAGCAACCAUGUGCAGUUUGGGCGUCGGCUUGGCGCUGGCAGUCUUCGCGGAUCUGAAGAGCAGCAGAACUCACCCACGCAAACGGGGGCCAGUCAGACCCAGGAGAGUAGCAGCUCGGGCAAGAGCAAGGAAGUGGGCGAGAAAAAGGAUGAUGACAAGCAGAAGGAUGGCAGCGAUGAUGAUGACAAGCAAAAGGAUGGCGGUGAUGAUGAUGACAAGAAGAAGGAUGGCGAUGAUGAUGAUGACAAGAAGAAGGAUGGCGAUGAUGACAAGCAGAAGGACAGUGGUGACGAUGAUAUGACAACGAUAAAAAAGACCGAAAGGAGGAGAAGAGUGAAGAUGAUGGCAACACUGACGAAGAUGAAAAGCAGGACGACGGGAACACUGAAGAAGAUGAAAAGAAAGACGAUGAUGGAAAGCAGGGGGGAGAUGGCGAUAAGGGCGAUGACAAGGGCGACGACAAGGACAGUGACAAGGGCAACGACAAAGGCAACGACAAGGGCGACGAUAAGGGUAACGAUAAGGGAUGUGAAAAGCAGGAAGGCGACGAGAGCAAGAAGAGCGAGGAGAAGCAAGGAGAAAGUGGCAAAAAGAAGGAGGGUGGCCAAAACAAGGGCAGUGACGAGAAGCAGAGCGGUGGAGGGCAAGAUCAGCCUCAGCAACAGGCGUAAUUGCGUGUUAGUGGAAGCCUUGAGAAGCAGUUGGGGUACUAAUUGUAGUGAUUGUUUGACGACGACAAGCAAAUGCAAAGGAACAUUUGUGCUGUUAAGUUCUUGUUCCUCUUCUGUGGUCCACCUCGCCACAUAG
Molecule: messenger RNA, 903 nt
Organism: Phytophthora infestans T30-4
Lineage: Eukaryota; Oomycota; Peronosporomycetes; Peronosporales; Peronosporaceae
Exons: 1
Coding region: 1-903 (300 amino acids)
Source: RefSeq, a predicted model, not a curated record